Molecule: messenger RNA, 1063 nt
Organism: Glossina fuscipes
Lineage: Eukaryota; Metazoa; Arthropoda; Insecta; Diptera; Glossinidae
Product: apolipoprotein D-like
Exons: 6
Coding region: 379-1014 (211 amino acids)
Biological process (GO): symbiont-mediated perturbation of host defenses
Molecular function (GO): pigment binding
Source: RefSeq, a predicted model, not a curated record
AAAAAAAGUUCCUUCAUCUAUAAAACUUGAGGGCAAUAUUUGUGUUUCGAACAAAGUGUUUUUAGCAUUUACACAGUCAUCAUCAUCAUCGUCAGCUCUCUACGUGGAACAACUGUAAUAAAAUUUAGAAUGGAAAACUAAUGGGAAAAAAAAAAUAUUCUAAAAAAAUGUGUAUAUAAAUAAAAUAAAAAAAAUUUAAAAAAAUCUUUUUCAAAAGUUAAAACACACUUUGAAUGCAUACGUGCAGCACACGUAACGUGGGUUUUAAUUUAAUUAAUAAAACUUUUCAAAUCAAAAGUGAGUGUGAAGAAGACAGAAAAAGAGGGUGUGUAGGAGAGAGAGAAAUAGAGAGAGAAAAGAAAAUUAAAUAUUACAAAAAUGAAUAUGUUGAUGAACGUGAGAAUUUCGCUUUUGUUCUGUUUAUUCACGAAUGCUCUUAUAUUUGGUCAAAUACCGUUUCCGAAAAGUUGCCAAAAUGUUGAAAUUAUGAAAGACUUCGAUGUGAAUAAGUAUAUGGGUAAAUGGUAUGCGUAUCUGACAUACCCCUACACAUGGUAUACAGGAAUCAAGUGUCUGCAUCACACUUAUGAGAAUGAAAAGAACGGUUUAAUAACUAUUAAUACGUCGUCUUAUUUCGAAUUAACUAACUAUACCAACGAGUAUAGUACAACAGCUCAGAUGGAAGGUUCAGAGGGAUUGCUUAAAUUAAACCAUAUGAACAUAAACUUUCACAGCUCGGAUUAUAUAAUAUUAGGUACCGAUUAUGAUAACUGGUCUGUGGUAUAUAGUUGUAAAAAUUUUACUUCGUUAAUGCACACAGAAAUGGUUUGGAUACUCACUCGUCAGCGCCAGCCGGAUAUGGAUGCUAUUAAAAAAGCUCAAAGAGUAAUGAGUAAUAACGAUGUUUCGGUUAAGUUUUUAGUAUCAAUGGGUCAAACUAAUUGCCCCGAUGAUGAGACUGAUGUGGAAUUAAAUCUUACCGAUAGAACUGUUAGCGUGUUAAGUAGACCCUGAGAUUGGUUAAUGCGUCUUCUUAGACGCAUUUAUCUAAUGAUCAUCAACU